AUGGAGAACUUCUCUACACCGGAGUCUCUGAAACAUGCAAUAUUCAUCAUUUCUUCUUCUUCUUCUUCUUCUUCUUCUUCUUCUUCUUCUUCUUCUUCUUUAUGUGCUGUGUCCUCUCGGGGCACAGUAAGGGAUUAUUAUCUUUUUAAAUUUGGAUUUAUCUAUCUAUCUCAGUCUUUUCAUAUCUAUCUAUCUAUCUAUCUAUCUAUCUAUCUAUCUUAUUUUCAACCUCUAUCUCUAUCUCUAUCUCUCUCUCUCUAUCUAUCUAUCUAUCUAUCUAUCUAUCUAUCUUUCAUCAUCUCUUUUUUCAGUUUUCUAUCUAUCUAUCUAUCUCUCUAUCUCUUUUUCAGUCUGCUCAUUUUAUUUUUUUUCUUUCCUUUUUUCAGUCUGUUCAUUUUUUCAGUCUUUUCAUUUUAUUACUUCCUUUCUUGGUUUCUAUCUAUCUAUCUAUCUCUAUCUAUCUAUCUAUCUAUCUAUCUAUCUAUCUAUCUCUAUCUAUCUAUCUAUCUAUCUAAUUUUAUCAGUCUGCUCAUUUCUAUUUCUUUUCUUUUCGUUCUUUCUUUUAUCUUUCUUUCUAUCUUCUUUCCUAUCCUUUUUCAUUAUCUAUCUAUCUAUCUAUCUAUCUAUCUAUCUAUCUAUUUUUUCAAUCUGUUCAUUUUGGUAUAUUCUUUUUUUUUUCUUUGA
Messenger RNA from Acanthosepion pharaonis, 684 nucleotides. NCBI's taxonomy places the organism in Eukaryota, Metazoa, Mollusca, Cephalopoda, Sepiida, Sepiidae. The record is from the annotation of a GenBank genome assembly.